Messenger RNA from Symsagittifera roscoffensis, 716 nucleotides. Its product is annotated as lipase maturation factor 1-like. The record is from RefSeq and is a predicted model, not a curated record. Gene Ontology annotation, biological process: protein maturation. Gene Ontology annotation, cellular component: endoplasmic reticulum membrane. The transcript has a single exon. Bases 24 to 716 code for a protein of 230 amino acids. NCBI's taxonomy places the organism in Eukaryota, Metazoa, Xenacoelomorpha, Acoela, Convolutidae.
UUGAUGAAAAUAUAGAAUCAGAGAUGAGUUCUUUUGAACACCUGAAUUGCACGUUCUAUCUGACAAGGAUAGUUGUGAUUCGGUACCUAGGUUUUCUAUAUUUUGUGGCUUUCUUGAUUUCACUUAAUCAAAAUUUGGCGCUGAUUGGAUCAAGAGGGCUUCUUCCGGGAAAUCUUCACAUGUCUUUUAUGUCCAAACGAUUGGGGGAAAUUUCAAAAUUCGAAAAGUUUUUUCAAGUACCUACUCUGCUUUGGUUUAUCGAUUACGAAAACCCGACUGACUUUGAUUAUUAUACCAAUCUGUUAUCAGCUGUUGGUAUUUUUGUUUCCGCUUUUGUGCUGUUGACGGCACGGGCAAAUUCUGUAAUUAUGUUUCUUUUAUGGUUUUUGUAUCACUCGAUAGUGAACGUCGGUCAGCGCUGGUUCUCAUUUGGCUGGGAGUCUCAAUUACUGGAAACCGGGUUUUUGGGUAUUUUCUUUGUACCUCUUUUGUCUUUGUCGCAUUUUCCUAAAACAUGCUCGCCUUCAAAAGUUGUCAUCUGGGCUUACAGAUGGCUGAUAUUUAGAAUAAUGAUCGGUGCUGGUUUGAUAAAACUCAGGGGUGACGAGUGUUGGAGAAAUUUUACAUGUAUGAAUUACCACUAUGAAACUCAGCCAGUUCUGUGCCAGUCGGUCAUGUUUGGAAGUUUGACCUUGAGAAGAGCAGAAAACACUUGA